UUAUCCUUAUUUUUCUAUUAUAAUAUAUACAAUAAAUAAAUGUAUGGUUACUUUUAUUAUAAUACUUUUAAAGACAAAUGUUUAUAUAUUGUUAUAGUUCGUUUAAACUAAAUUUUUUUGAAGUUAUUGGUGGUUAAAGUUAUGACCGUUUGAUCUCAACCUUGUUUAAAAAAUCAAUUAUUAUAAAUUUGGAGGGAGUAUGUGCGGAUCGGUGAAAAAUGAAUUUAUUUUGAAACGAACGGUGUGUUACCAUGCAAUAAUUCUCUCCUUCGCUUCCCGCCAACGCAAAACCCCUACUGCCGCCGCCGCCGCGCCGUGUCCGUCGUCUCCUUCUUCUUCUUCUCCAUGGACGAGACACGAGUUGACCUUCGCUUUCCUUCCAUCUGGAGUGAUCGAUCGAUCUCAUCCCCGCACGCGCUCCCUUCACCCACCUCGAUCGAGCUCCAUGUAUUUAUAGACGAGACAUGGUUGCUUCCAACCAAGCACAUCCACGACAGUGGCAUGCAUCUUCUUGACCUGAUGACCAUGGCGAGCGUUUGUUCCGCGGCGGCGGUGUCGCUCGACGGCGCCGUGGCGGGCGCGACGACGACGACGGCCAUCGAGGACAUUCCGGGCGACGUGCUCUCCCUCGUGCUACGCCGGCUCGACGACGGCGCCUCCCUGGCCGCGCUCGGCUGCGCGUGCUCCGCCUUCCGCGAGCUCGCCGCCGACGCGGAGACGUGGCGCGGCCUCUGCCUCGCGACGUGGCCGUCGCUGCGUGACGUCGACGGCCUAGACGAAUGCGGCGGCGUCACCGGCGGAGGAGGGUACCGGGCGCUCUUCGCCGACGCGUUCCCGCUCCCGGCGGAGGCCCGCGGCUUGGUGCCGUCGUCGGCCUCCCUCCUCCCGGCCCGGCUCGUCUCCGCCGUCGACCUGCACCACGGCGAAGUCUGCCUCAUGUCGCGCGUCGUGGAGACGGACGCCUCGUCGGAGUGGUUCUUGGGCUCGCCGUUCCGCGUCGACGCGCUCGUCCAGGAGGGCUUCUCGGCGCCGGCGCCGAUCACGCCGGCCGAGCUGACGCUAAGCUGGAUACUCAUCGACCCCGCCACCGGCCGCGCCGUCAACGCCUCGAGCCGGCGUCCGGUGUCCGUGGACCGGGAGUGGCUCGCCGGGGAGACCGUGGCGCGGUUCACCGUGGUGCUCGGCGGCGGCGUCGUCGCGCUCGACGCGGCGGUGACAUGCGACGACCGGCACGGCCACGUCCGGGAGGUGAGCCUGCGCGCGGAGGACGGCGAUGGCGGCGGCGUCAGCGGGCGGGGCGUGCUGGCCGCGGUGGCGGCGGCCAUGGAGGGCGCGAGGCACGGCCGCGGUGCGGAGGCGGCGGCGUGGCGGCGGUACGAGGCGUUCGCGAGGGGGAGGGCGGCGAGGAAGGUGAAGAAGGCGAGGCGAGACGGCGCCGUCGACUUCUUCUGCUCCGGCGUCGCCGCGGCGGCGUUCGUCGGGGUCCUCUCGACGCUGACGCUCCGGUGACCGUGCCGUGCGCUGCGGCCGGCCGGCGUCCCCUCCGGCGCGCGGCGCACUCUGACGUGGCGUAGGUUUCGGUGACAACGUAGUGUGUACAUAUUGGAAUUCAAAUUGUUUUGAGUUGCAAAACAAAAUCAAGAACAUAAAUGUUUAAAUAUGUACCACCUCCGUUUCAAGUUAUAAAACUUCCUAACAUUGUUCACAUUCAUCUAGACAUACAUAUAUGUCUAGAUUUAUUAACAUAUAUAUAAAUAUGAGCCAUGCUAAAAAGUCUUAUAAUAUAAAACGAAUGAAGCAAUUAAAUUUUACUACGAGCGGGUGUGACCUGCCUCGCAGCCAACAGGAUGGGGGAUAACAAACGAGCAUGUGCAUACUACUACGUUCUUGUAGCUACUCCCUCCGUUUAACAAUGUAAGUCAUUCUAGCAUUUUUUAUGUUUAUAUUGAUGUUAAUAAAUCUAGACAUAUAUAUCUAUUUUGAUUUAUUAACAUCAAUAUAAAUAUGAAAAAUAUUAAAAUGACUUAAAUUGUGAAACAGAAGAAAUAGCUUUCUGAUGAAACAAGCUUGUGCAGAAUAGAAGUAGAGCAAUGGCAUAAGAGUAACAGCUGGAACAAUCGAUGGAUGACGAUGAUUCGACGAGGGAGCAAAGUGCCACGGGUUUGCCACGGUACGUAUAUCCACCAAUAGGCAAUAGCUACUCAUACUCGCUCUGGCCACAUAUAUUUGAUCUUUAGAACUGAUCAAUGUGUAAAAAUAAGUUUGAUCUAAAAAAAUGUGUGAUAUCAAAUAUCUAAAUGGCAA
Oryza sativa Japonica Group (Japanese rice) is the source of this 2304-nucleotide messenger RNA. Its product is annotated as probable F-box protein At2g36090. The record is from RefSeq and is a predicted model, not a curated record. Gene Ontology annotation, molecular function: protein binding. Lineage: Eukaryota; Viridiplantae; Streptophyta; Magnoliopsida; Poales; Poaceae.